UUAUCGUAAAGUGAACAUGCGUACCAUUUUAUUUAAUUAACGUAGAGUAACAACUUAUUAAAUAGAUUUAAAUGGAUAUAUUUACAUAAAUUAAACGUUUUAUUUUUAUUUUUAAUGAUUGAACCAAAGCACACACAGCCCUAGAGCGCUCCCUGUAGACUGUGACCUGCAGCGCACAUGAAUCGUGUCGUCAGCAGCUUUCUGCUCAGUGGUUGUACCCCGGUAAUGUAUUCAAACAUCGCAAGUGUCUGUUAGCACGAGUGAAACUACUUUAGUUGAUUGUGACCCUGAAGUCAGGCUGUGCCGCAGAAAUCGGACAAGACACAAGAAUCUCCAUUGCGAAAGGAGAAAUUUUCUGCAAUGUCUCCAAUACGAGAGGAGGUCCUGAGAGAUGAAAAUUUGAUCAGAAGUCUAGAGGAGAUAGCAAAAGACACAGCUCUUUUAAAUGGGGUGUUGAUGCGGACCAAAGAAACUCCAAACUCUCCUGAAUUGGUGAGUUAUGCACCGUUCACAUUGUUCCCCACUCCAGUGCCUACAGCACUCUUUUAUCAAGCACUGGCAGUUCAAACACAUUUUAACCGGUUGGUGGACCGAGUCAGCCAGAAUCCAACCUUUCUUGAGGACACUCUGGCCAGCACCAUCAAAGUUGACGAUUUUACAGCCAGACUUUUCAGUAUAUUCAAACAAGUUCAUCAGGAAUGUCAAUCCCAGCCAAUAGUUCUGGGUCUAAAUCGUUCAGACUACAUGUUGGACCAGAACCCAGACGGUGGGACAUCUUUAAAGCAGAUUGAAAUCAACACUAUCGCUGCCAGUUUCGGCGGUCUUGCUUCACAGACACCAGAUGUGCAUCGGCACAUUCUGAAGGUUGCAAACAUGUUAGACGAGUGUGAUCAUAUUCUUGACAACAACCCUGCAGCGGGUCUUGCGAGAGGUUUGGCAAAAGCCUGGGAGCUCUAUGGAUCUGAGAGGGCUGUGGUUAUGUUUCUAGUUGAGGACAUCCAGAGGAAUAUUUAUGACCAUCGAUAUGUAGAAAAUGAGUUGUGGAAGAACAAUAUUCCUGUUGUAAGAAGACGGUUUGAAGAUGUUUGUAGAACUGGAUCAUUAGACCAGCAGAAGAGGCUAUUUGUAAAUGGGCAGGAGAUCGCCAUUGUUUACUUCCGUAAUGGAUACAUGCCCCAAAACUACACAUCAGAGCAGAGCUGGGAGGCACGGCUGAUGAUGGAGCGCUCUCUGGCUGUGAAGUGUCCAGAUAUCAGCACACAUCUUGCUGGCACGAAGAAGGUCCAGCAGGAGUUGGCCUGGCCAGGGGUUCUGGAGCGCUUCUUCCCUGAUGAGCCUGAAACAGUUGCUCAGAUUAGGGCCACGUUUGCUGGAUUGUACACCUUGGACAAGGGAGAAGAAGGUGAUAAAACCGUGGCAAUGGCUUUGGCCAAUCCUGAUCAAUAUGUGCUUAAGCCUCAGAGGGAGGGAGGUGGUAACAACAUUUAUGGAAAGGAGAUCUGUGAGGUAUUGGAGAACACAAAGAGCUCCAGUGAGAGAACAGCCUACAUCCUGAUGGACAAGAUCCAGCCUCGUCCUGUGCAGAACUACCUGCUCAGACCAGGAGCUCCUCUGAAACUGAACUCCUGCCUCAGUGAACUGGGUGUGUUCGGAGCGUACGUCAGGAAAGGCAACGACAUGGUGUUUAAUGAAUGUGUGGGCCAUCUGCUGAGGACCAAGAGCUCAGAGCAUGCUGAUGGGGGUGUGGCUGCAGGAGUAGCAGUACUGGAUAAUCCACUACUGGUCUGAACUGUACCACCCUCUAGCGGUCAGGAGGAGAAUUACACACAGAUGACACUGGGAAGCUUCAUCCCCACAAGAACCCCUUUCUGGAUGGCUGUUUUAUUAUAGAUUCUGUGUUUUGAGGAUCUCCAUCACAUGCGUUAGAGCACUUUUACAUGCAGUGAAGUCAAAUUGACUACAGAACAGAAGUGCAUAUUUUUCCUGUAAAUGUAUUCUACCUAAUUUAAGAGCUAAUCUAUACCAGUGUGCCAUAUGUAGCUAUUACUCAUGUGAACAUUUUUUUUAACAUGUUUUUUUUCUUCUAUUAAUUUAUUUUAUAACACACAUUAAUAAAGCACACUGGUAACAUUUCAAUGGACAACAAUGCUGACAUCAGUCUGUAAACUAGUUUGAAGCUGUUUUAGAGUGACCAAAGCUAAGCAAAAAUGUAAGCAUUACAUGAUUUAUAUAAAAAAGUAAAAGAAUAGUUUUACAGUUUCAAGUUCUGGGCCAAUUCAUGGAUUUUGCUCUACUGGAUAUCAUCUAUAGACCAUUUUAGACACUAACCCUAUGGCAGAGAUACAAUGACUAAAAACAUAUAUGUAAUAAAACAUUUUGUUCUGAAAUCCAUGUUUAUUUAAAUCACAUUACAGCCAAAGAAACCAAACUCUCAUCACCGCCCAAGUAAACGGCACAAACACCUCCAUCCUCUCAGGCAUUCAUACAACUCUGGAAACGUAAUGUCAACCUCUGAAAAACAAUAUAGUACAAAGAUGACAAAAGACAUGCAUCAAAUAUCAACCAAUGAGAAACAAUGAAGAAAGAAAGAAAACAUAGAGACAAAAAAGGAGCUUGACAAAACUUCAAGGCCUAAAUGGUAAUAGAAACACAAAAAGGGAGAAAUAAAUGUUUUGAAAAAUCCUGCACCGAAACAAUUGUGUAGGAGAAUCUUAAAAUGCUCUUGAUUACUGUGAAAAUCCUUUUAAAAAAAUCGUAUUAACACAAAAUUUGAAAGUGUGACAAAGAAAGCAAAAUUUGAGUUUUUAAAGGUUUCUUGCAUGGUUAGCUUAAUGUCCUUGACAAGAACCAAAAGGCAGUCAGAAAAGUUAGAAUAACAGGAAACAGAUCUAUCGGAAUGUGCAGGGCAGAAUGACAUCAUGAUCCACAUAGUAACGUCCAUCCAACAGUACAUACGUCAUGAUGUACAGACUCCCUUAUAGACAGAUAUUUCUGAUCAAUGAAAUCAUAUCAAUGCAAGGCAGAUUUAAAGCAUGUCAACUGAAAAUAAGAACUAAAAGAAAAACAAAACACUGAGUGGUUCUAUCAACUUGAUAUGCAAGAGAAAAACAAAAUAGACAGAAGUUUGUGUAAGACAAGCAAUAACAAAAACAAACACAAACAGCCGUGACAGAUUACAGGCAGAAUAUUUUGUUUUGUAGAUAUUACAUUCAUUGUUGCUUUCCCCCCAUUCACCCUCAGUCUGAAAUAUACAAUGAAUAUAUACGUUUUAUUCACUACAGACUGAAUUCAAAAACAAAAAAGGCUUUCUUUCAAUUCUUUCUUUUAUGGUUUCCAUUUUAUAUCAUCUAUAAAGUUGGCAAAGAAGUCAAAAAAGUGAUUGUUUUGUGACUCCACGCUCAAAAUGGAAACUACAGAACUUAUUUAAAAUGUCACUGCCUGACUCGAUUAUUGAUGUUUAAAGGGAUAGUUCACCUAAAAAUGUAAAUUCUAUCAUCAUUUACUCUCUCACCCUCAUGUUCAAACCUGUGACUUCUUUCUAGGGAUAUGCCAAUUUUCAUAAUCGUCUUGUCAGUCGGUCGUUUGACCCCGAUCAGACACGUUUCAGAAUGAUAUAUGGAUGCUAAGCACAACAUUUUAGCAUGGUAACGGAUAUUCCACAAAAAUAUAGGCUAAGUAUCAAUAACAACUUAUUGCACAAAACUAUCAAAGAGAAGAAAUAAUCUCUGCUUAUGCACAUCCUGAAUGCAGAAUGACUCACUUCAAUGUAAACAGAGCACUUGGAAGUCUCAGGAUGAUCCUUGCUUCACAUUCAAAAGUGCAGAACUGCAAGAUAAUAUUGCGGGUGAACGACAUCAAGCAGUUUAAACUUUUUAUUUUAGCAGAGUCAGACAGAAUCCGCAGAAGAAUACAGCAGAGGAUUUAACGUUUGACAGUGAUCGUCUUGUAAUGUAUUGUUGAGGCAGCGCUUUGAUGGCUGAAACAGCAGCAGUGCAUAAAUGUAUUAAAGUUGAAGCAUUAAAAGGAAUAUUAUGGGAUCAAAACAAGUUGAGCUCAAUCGACAGCAUUUGUGGCAUAAUGUUGAUUACCAUAAAUAUGUAUUUAAACUCGUCCCUCCUUUUCUUUAAAAAAAAAAAAAAAGAAAAUAUCUGGGUUACAGUGACACAAAUAAAUUGUACAAUACACAAUGAAUACAAAUGAUAUUCUUGUAAAAAUUAUUUUAGUGUGAUACAAUCACUUACUAAACUUUUCUGUGUAAAUUUAUAGCCUAUUUUACAUCUUCGUUGCCAUGAUGUUGUUAUGCUGUAAACCCUAAAACGACUGUAAAAAUGACGAUAUAAACAUCUUAACAGUUCAAAUAAUACAUGAGUUUUAACAGAAGAAUUAAUGUAAGUGCUUUUAUAAAUUAAUAAGCUUCACAUUUCUGCCUUUAAACCCUCUAAAAUUGGCCCCAUUCACUUCAAUUGUAAGAGCCUCACUCUAAACAACUUUGUGGUAAUCAGCAUUAUGCCACAAAUGCUGCUGAUUUAGUUGAACUUGUAAUAAACUACUUGCCAAAUGUUUUACUCUGCUGACUAUUAUUCACUUUUAAGAGCAGCGAGCUAUGAUCAUGAAAAAAAUGAUGCUCUUCAAUAUGUUGAGUCUCUCAAUUAAUUUGAGAAUUGUGUCUCCCAUUAAAGCAAACACCACAAAAAAUAUGAAUGUUAGUUGAUUGGUCGACCACCAUGGCAUAUCCCUACUUCCUUACUUAGAACAUAAGGUUCCAUUUGUUAACAUUAGUUUUACAUUACAAACAAGGAACAAUAUUUUUAAACUGCAUUUAUUAAUCAUUGUUCAUGUUAAUUGAUAAAAAACACAAUUGAUCUUUCUUUACAAUUGAUUAGUUCAUGUUGCUUUAACUAAUGUUAACAGCACUGACAGCCAUUCAUUUUCAUUGCAUCUUUUUUUGUACAAUGAAAGUCUGACUGAGGCUUACAGUACAUUCUGCCUAACAUCUCUCUAGGCUAUGUAAAAAUGAUAAAUUACUUUCAUUUUUGGGUGAACUUUUCCCUUUAAAUCCAAAAUAUACCAAUGACUUGUUUCCUAUGCAGAGAACAAGAUAACGUUUUACAUGAGAAAACAAGACAAGUCAUCAAAAGUCAGUGACAUUCCCAGGAAUCUAAGGAGCCUAAAUGAUUGUCAACGAUUUAAGCCUGCAGUCAAAUGACUGAGGGCAUAAAGCUCCCUGAUGUGUUCUGCAAGGCCCAAACUAGCACAACACCAUAAAGUACCGCCAAAUAAGCUUAUAGUUGGGAAGUCUGUGAAAAGACCCCAUCCCUGACCCAAUGUCAAUUGAAAAUUAUGGCGGUCAGAUACGACCAUUAAGUUUUUCUUUUAAAAACUUCAAUUUCUGUGUAUAAAAAUGGUACAUAAAAAUAUACGUUUUGUGCAUUACAAGUUAGUGCAAUUAAAUGUUUUCCCUCUUGUUCUUCUCAUUGGCACUUAUUGAAGGUUAUGAUCAUGAGAGGGACACUUGUCUGACCACUGGAAAAGAGAAGACAAAGCUGCUCUAAGCUGUAACUGGACAAUAUGCCUUGACAUUUGUUUUUCUGCACAGAAUCUCAGUGUUCCACUAUGGAAGCUGCAGGAAAAGAGCCCCCUCUUGUGGCCUG
Molecule: messenger RNA, 5651 nt
Organism: Xyrauchen texanus (razorback sucker)
Lineage: Eukaryota; Metazoa; Chordata; Actinopteri; Cypriniformes; Catostomidae
Product: glutathione synthetase-like
Exons: 14
Coding region: 361-1788 (475 amino acids)
Biological process (GO): glutathione biosynthetic process
Cellular component (GO): cytosol
Molecular function (GO): glutathione synthase activity; glutathione binding; ATP binding
Source: RefSeq, a predicted model, not a curated record